CUUUGAGGAAAAACUAUGAGCUUCAUUUCUGCUGGAAACUUUCUUUUUCACUUGUCAAUAGGUCUACUGAGUCUACCACUGCUUACAGAAUGUGACAAGAUUAGGCUGGUUGGGCCUUCUCGUUGCUCCGGUAGACUGGAGGUCUUCCACAGAGACAACUGGGGAACGGUGUGUGAUGAUCACUGGAGCAUUGCCAAUGCUGAAGUGGUGUGUCGAGAGUUAGACUGUGGGAUGGUUUAUGAUGCCAAAAAAGGUGGCUCUUUUCCAGGGGGACGGGACAACAUCUGGAUGGAUGAUGUACAGUGUAUUGGUAAUGAGUCUUCCAUCUUCGACUGCCCACAAAAUCAACUGGGUGACAAUAACUGUGACCACUCUGAAGAUGCUGGGGUUACCUGUUCAGAUCAUUUGAGGGUGGUGAACGGAAGCAGUCGGUGUAGUGGCAGAGUGGAAGUCUACCAUGAAAACAACUGGAAACGAGUGUGCCACAGUGACUGGACCAAGGGAAAUACUGAUGUGGUGUGUCGAGAGAUUAAUUGUGGCGCACCUGCCACUCAGGCUGAAAUGCUGUAUUUUGGAGAGGCACAUAAUCUGCGUGGUGUGAAGGCCAACUGUGGUGGAAACGAGACCUCUGUCUCACAAUGCAAAUUUCAGGAAUUCAAUGAAACCUGCGUUGAUGCUACCGUUGUCUGUACAAGCGGUAAACCCUUACGGCUGAUGAACGGGACCAAUCGGUGCUCAGGCCGAGUCGAAAUCUACCACAAUGGACAGUGGGGAUCGAUUUGUGAUGACGGAUGGGAGAUGCAAGAAGCAGAUGUUGUAUGUCGAGAGAUGAACUGUGGGACUGCUCUUUCAGUCAAGUACAAAUCCUUCUUUGGAAGAGGUCAGGAGGACAUUUGGUUGGACGAUCUUCAGUGCACUGGCGAGGAGAAGUUCCUUGCUGACUGCCCGAACAGAGGCUUUGGAUCACACGACUGUGACCACAAUGAAGAUGCUGGUGUUAUUUGCUCAGAAUCAAUCAGAUUGCCCAGUGGGACUAACCGCUGCUCUGGCAGAGUGGAGGUCUUCAACAAUGGCCAAUGGGGAAAAAUUUGUGAUUCUAAUUGGCACAAAGAAGAAGCUGCAGCAGUUUGCCAGGAACUCGGUUGUGGACUUCCAAGAGAAUCCCAAGAGACAUUCAACUUUGGUGACAGUGAUCUGAAAGGGUAUACAACUAGUUGCGUUGGAAAUGUGAGCACUAUCUCCCAAUGCACGCUUCAAGAAGUCACAGGGACAUGUAAAGGUGUUUCUCUUGCAUGUGCAGGUAUUUCACCACUAAGGCUUGUCAAUGGCACUGACCGAUGCUCUGGUAGAGUUGAGGUCCUGCAUAAUGACCAGUGGGGAACCGUGUGUGACGAUCAGUGGGACAUCAAAGAUGCUCAGGUGGUCUGCAGAGCCAUGGACUGCGGAACAGCUAAGACGGCAAAAACCCACGCCUUCUUUGGUCAAGGCCAUGAACACAUCUGGCUUGAUAAUGUGGGCUGUGUUGGUAAUGAGUCGCUCCUUUUGGACUGCCCGAGAGCCGUUCCCGGACCAAAUGACUGUAACCAUGGUGAAGAUGCCGGUGUGGUGUGCUCAGCUGACAUUAGACUGGUCAGUGGGACCAACCAGUGCUCAGGCAGGGUGGAGAUCUACCAUGAUGGCCGUUGGGCACCAGCAUAUAAAGUUAACUGGGGAAUUAAUGAAGCUAAAGUGGUGUGCAGAGAAAUGAAUUGUGGAGAUCCUGUUAAGUUCUCAGGAUCAUAUGAUGAAGGCAGAUAUCGGAGUGGGUAUAGGUUCACUUGUAACGGUAGAGAGAGCUCUCUCACACGUUGCGUAAGGAGAGAAUAUAUCAGGGCCGGCAACGUUCGCAUCGAACAGGCAACUGUCGAAUGUUCAGGCAAUGUGAGGUUGACCGGUGGGAGCUCGAGUUGUUCUGGAAGAGUGGAGUUCUUCGACAAGAACCAGUGGGGGACAGUGUGUGGUGAAGCCUGGGACGAGAAUGAUGCAGAUGUGGUGUGUAGACAGCUGGACUGUGGGCGGAGUCAUAAGAUUACCACCACGACUCAGUACGGUACUGGCACAGGACACACCUGGACUGAUCAAAUUGAAUGCGAUGGCACGGAGUCAACACUGAGUCAGUGCACACAAAGACCAUUUACAACCAGAACUUGCAACACCACCUCGGUUGCUGGUGUUGUCUGCACAGAAGCUAUGGAAGUCCGGUUGGCCAAUGGUAAAGAUGCGUGCUCUGGCAGAGUAGAGGUCCGUCAUGGCAACACGUGGCAAACGGUGUGUGAUACAGACUGGACCCUAAAUAAAGCCAUGGUGGUGUGUGAAAAAAUGGAAUGUGGACAUGCCAUGAACGCAUCCAGAGGUGCCCAGUUUGGCCAAGGCAGUGGAUUAGUAGUGGAGGCCAGCAAUUCGUGUUUUGAAAGUGUGACAUCUCUUCAGCAAUGCAACAUCAAUGGUUUCAGAAAAGCAACGUGUGGGCAUGAGCAUGAUGCUGGUGCUCUCUGCGCAGCACGAGUCCAGUUGGUCGGAGGCUCAGGUGAAUGCUCCGGUAGAGUGGAGGUCCUCCAUAAAGGCCAGUGGGGAACUGUGUGUGAUGAUUCAUGGGGAAUGAGUGAUGCCAUGGUGGUAUGUAGACAGCUUGGCUGCGGUCUUGCAGUUUCUGCUCCUACAGGUGCCACCUAUGGAAGAGGCACAGGUCCAAUCUGGCUGGAUAAUGUUGCGUGUAGAGGCAAUGAGAGUGCUAUCACACAUUGUACGCAUCCUGGUUACGGAAAACAUAACUGUGGACACGGCGAAGAUGCUGGCGUCAUCUGUUUAGGUGCUGUACAGAAGCCCAAUAUCACUUUGAGUCCUGGUCCGGAGGUAAACUUCGGCGACACAGUUAAGAUCACCUGCUCUGUGGGAAAAGAGUACUUGGUUGGGACUUUUUUCCUUAAAAGGAGCCAAGGAUCAUUUGAAAUGACAAAAUCCUCUGAGCUUGGAGCUGAAACGUUUACCUUACCUACUGUGAACUUCAGUCACAACGGGUCAUACUUCUGUGAAUAUAAAAAAACAUUUAGUGGUCAAGUCAUCGUGUUCCCUCGAGGAGAUACUGCUGAGCUCUACGUCACAAUGAAAUUGGAGAAGCCUACAAUCUCCCUGGAAUCUUCUGCUGCAAUGGUGGUCUACAGCCCCGUCAAAGUAUCAGUCGCCCAAGGCAGCAGCAUGUCUGUCACUUGUUCUGUUUAUUCCAGAUAUCCUGGGGGCUACUUCUAUCUGACAAACUCUAUUAAGAGCACCACUCAAACAAUGCCAGCAGUUGCCAAAUCUGUCUUCCUCGUGGCACACUUUAACUUCUCUGCAAUAGAUUACAAAAGCCAAGGAGAGUAUAACUGUGUAUAUGGUUUUAACGUCUCCUCAAAGACCUUCGGUUCUGCCCCCUCCAAGUCACUCCACGUCACUGUCGAUGCUACCAUGGUUCAGUUUAUCAACAGGUUUGGAGGAACAAUGAAGCAAGAUGUCGUAGAAAGAAGCAACGGAGGUCUCUAUGGAAGAGACUGCAGUAACCAGGUGAUUGAACAAGCAGAGAGUCGCCGCGUGGCGGAUGCGAGGGCCCCUGAAAACCUGGCUGGAAGAAUGACGUACGAUUUCGAGCCACUUGUUGUCUUGGGAUAACAAAAUAGCUGAAGGAAUAGAGAAGGAGUAGAGAAGUCAAUCCGCUGAAGGUCUACAAUAAAAAGAUCUGUAGACCACAGCCGUUUAGCCGUUUAACUGUUGAUUUCUCGUUCAUUUAUUGAUUGAGAAUGCUGUAGGCUGUAUGUCAUUUCAAACACAGCAUAUAAAUCUCGCAUUAAGACCUUCUGCUGUUGAUGUUUACAUGGAACAUCAAAGAGAAUACCAAUUCAUAUUUCUGUGUACAGAAGAAAUACCUCUAACCCAGUAACUGUUCACCACCAUGUGAUGUUUCCAAAAAUAAACCGGCAAUAUGAGAUGAGAGCGGCAGACAGGAGCUGCAGCAUUUAUUCAUGUACAAUUUGAAACCCACACUUUACUUCAACUACCCCUUGACUACUUUACUUAUAACUGCAUUUACCACCCAUUUAGUUUUCAUUUUAAUGCAGUUUUGUUGAUUAAAGCGUCACUUAAGCUUCAGCAUAAUAUUUUAUGACGUGAUCAUGUUAUGAUCCUGAUACGAUAAUGAUCAUUUCAGUAUACUCCAUCAUAAAUGUCAAAUAUAAUAAUUACUGCUGAUUUCAGGCACAUAAAACACUUCAGUUUGCUUUUUUUCUCAAUAUUUUGCAUUUUCUGCAUUAUAAAUCAAUUUUUAUUUUUUUGUAUGCAUUUUAUUUUCAUUAUCUGUUCUGUGACUGAGUAUGAGCUUUAAUUUGUGAUGAAGAUUGUAUUGCUACAGUGCUAAUUUACUUGUUUGAAUCACGUGUUUACAUUGAUAUACAUAUAUCUCUGUAUACUUGAUAAAUAUCACAUUUCCUGAUUACCUCAUUCACUGUACAUUAAUGACCAGUUGACAACUUUACUGCUUAAUGCUGCCACCACCCUCCACGUUUUUUCUGUACUAUUAUCCACAUCAUUUUCAAGCAUUAAUAAUUUUGUCUAGCCACCAUGCUUUGGUUAUCUCGAGACUUGAGAUUUUGUUGUACAGAGGAAUAAGAUGUAUCAGACUUUGGCUGGAUAGAAAAUAUUUGUCAGUAGGAUCAAUUUAUAUUUGGUUUUGGUCUUUUCUUCUUUUGUUGACAAGAUGGAAAAUAUUGAUAGCUCUAUAGAGCCUCUUAAAAUGUCUGAAGUUUAGUUGUUGAUAUUCAGUCUAAAAAUGUCUUAGAAUGUCUGUAAUUGUAAGAGGGAAGGCAUUAAAUUUGAUUUGGAGCAGAA
Centropristis striata (black sea bass) is the source of this 4896-nucleotide messenger RNA. RefSeq names its product deleted in malignant brain tumors 1 protein-like. The coding region runs from base 16 to 3684 and encodes 1222 amino acids. Lineage: Eukaryota; Metazoa; Chordata; Actinopteri; Perciformes; Serranidae. Gene Ontology annotation, cellular component: membrane. The transcript has 15 exons. The record is from RefSeq and is a predicted model, not a curated record.